AUGGAGGAGUUUUAUAGGAAUAAAACAAUUUUUCUAACCGGCGGCACUGGUUUCUUGGGCUCAAUGGUCGUCGAGAAGCUUCUAAGAAGCUUCCCCGACAUAACGAAACUUUACUUGUUGGCUAGGAAGAAACAAACAAUUAAUUUUAUGGAGAGAAGCAAAGAAUACUUCAAAUAUCCUGUUUUUGAGCGAAUGAUUUCCAUGAAUCCCAAUUACUACAAGAAAGUCUGUUGGAUCGAAGGAGACUUGACAAUGCCUCGUCUAAACUUGUCCAACGAAGACAUGCAGGUGAUCAAAACCGUGGAUAUUGUUAUACAUCUUGGGGCUUCGAUAAAGAUGAAGAAUCCGCUUCGCGAGAUGAUCAAAAAUAAUUUGUUUGGAACGGCGGAGCUGCUCAAGAUCUGCUCAGACAAUACAAAUAUAAAAGUUAUAUAA
Molecule: messenger RNA, 435 nt
Organism: Nicrophorus vespilloides
Lineage: Eukaryota; Metazoa; Arthropoda; Insecta; Coleoptera; Silphidae
Product: fatty acyl-CoA reductase 1-like
Exons: 2
Coding region: 1-435 (144 amino acids)
Biological process (GO): long-chain fatty-acyl-CoA metabolic process
Cellular component (GO): peroxisome
Molecular function (GO): alcohol-forming very long-chain fatty acyl-CoA reductase (NADP+) activity
Source: RefSeq, a predicted model, not a curated record